AUGUCGGUGUUCCCUGGUCUGUGUGGCGAUGUGGCGACAACGAACUACCGUGUCUUUUUGGGCACGUUGCCGAACCUCGCCGUUGAAGAGCGCUUUUUGCGUCAGCUGCAGCCAGUGUUUCCGUGGUACGCGUCACGCAAGCACGUGAAGGAGCAGGCCAGCGAAUUUCUUGAGAUCGACCUCGCUUCCUGUGACCCGGAGCUGCUGCUGCGCUACACCCAUGUCUACUACGUGAGACGGCAGCUGUACGACGAGCUGGUGGAUCGACAGCUAACACUGAUGGAGACUGGCAAGGCGGCCAAGGUGGCCGACAGUGCACUGCUCACGUGCCUUGCGGAGGUGAAUGCGACCAUCACGCCUCGCCUGCAAUACGAGCUGCACCUUCUGCAGCAGGCCAAGAAGGCGUGCCGGCUGCCGCAGCGUCGUGAGCUCAACCCUGACGCCGCUCUCGAGGCACAUGACUACCUGUGUAUGAUGCGUGUUGUGGAAGAGGACGUGGCUGGAGUACCGGAUGCGGAAAUGCAAGCACGCGCGUACCUGCCGCGCGAGGUGCUGGAGACAAAGGUAACGGAGCUGGCGGCCAUGGUCUUUGGCGACGGUAGCUCUGCUGCGAAGGGCACAUGUGCAGCGUUGGAGAGGAAAGAGCAGAAGUUGUUGCAGCGCAUGAUCCCGGCGGACUACAACAAGGUAGGCGCCGUGGAGAAGCUCCGUCCUGUCGACGUCACAGCCCUGUAUCGCUUCACCGGCGAGCGGGUGUGUGGGCGGCCAGCAUGCAAGCCGUUCGCGCGCGCGCUGUGGGGGCACGUCUUCCGGAAGGUGGGGUCACACCCCCUGUACCUGCAGCGUGCCUCCCUCUACUGGGCACGCCACAGCGGUCUUGACCCGCAGUCGGCCACCUCGACGAUGCCAGCCGACCUUGCCACGGCGGUGUGUGCCCAGCAAACGCUGUUUCCGGCCCUGAAGUACCGCUGCCAGUAUUUGUACACCUCCCCGGAUAUGGCGCGACAGCAGUGGCGCACAGGCCAUGUCGUGCCGCUGUUGCGCCUGUUUCCUCUCCUUGGGGCCCCUGCCGCCGAGGACCUCGCUGCCCAGUUGGUCGUCGAAGGCGAGUGGGCCAAGCUAGGCAUCGAGGCGGACACCAACCUGCUGCAGGGCACGGUGCUGCGGCAGCUGAAGGAUAUGGUUGAGCAGGUAAGCGCGUUGUAUGAGAGCGACGCCGGUGCGGUGCUGAAGCGUGUGGAGGAUGGGGCGAAGGUACUCUGCCCGUCUCUCUCAGAGCGGGAGUUGCUGAUCAUGCGUGGCGCACCCGAAGACACUAGCAGAGAGGUAUCCGCAGCUGCUGCUGCGGGAAAGGCGAACGCGGCACCAGCGUAA
Leishmania mexicana MHOM/GT/2001/U1103 is the source of this 1374-nucleotide messenger RNA. RefSeq lists its product as hypothetical. The coding region runs from base 1 to 1374 and encodes 457 amino acids. The record is from RefSeq and is a predicted model, not a curated record. The transcript has a single exon. Lineage: Eukaryota; Euglenozoa; Kinetoplastea; Trypanosomatida; Trypanosomatidae.